This is a messenger RNA of Dibothriocephalus latus, 1359 nucleotides long. The record is from the annotation of a GenBank genome assembly. NCBI's taxonomy places the organism in Eukaryota, Metazoa, Platyhelminthes, Cestoda, Diphyllobothriidea, Diphyllobothriidae.
AUGUACUGGCCCGACGAGAAUUUAUCGAAGGCCUACGUACGCUCGCUAACUACUCUUCUGAACUAUCUGAUGGGAAUCUUCGCAACAAUUUCGGAAUUUUUUUCCUGCCUAUCUGGUCAAAUCAUUCUUGAGUUCUACGGUAUGCAGGAUAUCGGUAGUUGCAUUCGAACCUACGAACUGGCCUUCGAUAAACUGCCCUACAUUUGUUCUUCCAGAGAUCAAUUACGCGUCAUCCAACUCCUCGAGGAGGCUGAGCGGCCUGAGGAGACGCUUCGGUUCUUCCUGAAGUACUGGGGUGCCUCCCUACUCACAGCUGAUGGCAAGACAGUCUCCCCCUACAAGAUUCCCUCCAACGCUUCAGUCGUAGCGACGGUCGAGCGAUGUGAGGUCUCAGAAGGCAUGAAACUGCCCAUCCUGCUCAAGUUUCUCACUCUUAUGGUGAGGUUUAACUUGGGUCGUGUUGUCAGGGAUCGCAUUGAUAGCGUGGCGGUGGAGAGGAACGUCCGGUACCAUUACAUGGGUCUGUACGAUUUAGCCAAGAUUUGCAAGUCAGCGGGUCUGGCGGACUUGGGCCUGAAGAUUGCCAAGUUGUUGGCUCUGCAUCCGAAGUCGAGAAGGAUUCCCAAGAUCGUUUGCCUCCUGGGCGAUCUACAGGUGGAGUGUGGUCAACACCAGGAUGCACUCUCCACCUACCGUCACGUUAUAAGCCGCCUCGAUCCCCGCUUCACCGAAGCCCGCCUCUCUCUGGGCAAUCUUCUGCGUCUUCCAAGUCAGUUGUCCCUCAAGACUGAUCUUGACUCGUCUUCUCACAGCAGUGGAGCGGUCUCUGAUGUCGAAGAAGAAGAGGAAGAAGAUGAUGAUGAGGACGUUGAUUACGUGGAAGAGGAGGAAGAGGAAGACCAGGAGGAUGAUGACGAGGAUGUUUCUGAGGCCUUAAAGCUAUCAGACGAUUCUGCGGCCGAAAACUCAGACGACGACGACGGCGACGCCUCCGCCCCCAUGGUACCCAGUCUUGACAAGGACUCCGCUACGCAUUUGCUUUGCAAUGAUCCGGCUGCUAUGCGUAUUGCCUACGAGCGCUGCCGUAUGCUGGACGCACCCAGCACCUGGAAGGCCUUUCUUCAGGAUGCCUGCCAUCUACUCUUCUCUGACGUGAUGCAGGUCUACUCCUGUGAAAAGCCCGACCCCGGCAUCAUGUUCCAGUACUUCCUCACGAGGGACUCACCGGUGGAGAAUUUGGCUCACCUGGAAACCCUCGGCAGCCCGGAGACGCGUGUCACGGGGGAGGAUCUCUGGUCGCUGUGUCUGCGCGUCUUCGACACCCUGCUAAGUCACCGGGAGUACCGAGUCCUGGACAGG